AUGACUAGCUUCGAAGCCACGGCUCUUGGCAACGCUCCCCAUGUCGACGACGACGAGCUGUUCAUCAACGACGUCAACUUACGGGAUGCAAGGGACGGACAAAGAAAAGAUAACGGUGGUGGCCGCGAAAGGCUUAGGCUGGAGGAAGAGAUUCCUUCGGAGAAUGAGUUUCGCACUACCGGCUUGAGGCUGUUUUUAAUCCUGAGUUCGCUGCUUGUUUCCGUGUUUUGCCAGGCUCUCGAUGAUACCAUCAUCGCGACAGCUAUACCCCCGAUCACGGACCAGUUUCGCCGGUUAAGCCAUGUAGGCUGGUAUGGAUCUGUCUAUCUCUUAACGAAUUGUGCCUUUCAACUCUUCUAUGGCAAGCUGUACAAGAUCUUCCCAUUGCGCUGGGUUUUUAUGAGCGCCCUCUUCAUCUUUGAACUCGGCUCGCUAGUUGCAGCUAUAGCUCCCAAAAGCGAAACAUUGAUAACCGGUCGUGCCGUUGCAGGUAUUGGUGCAGCUGGAAUAACGAGUGGCGCCAUGACUAUCAUGGCUCACACCGCCCCUGUUCGUUGGCGCCCAACAUUCACCAGUAUGAUUGGCGCAGUAUACGGGGUUGCCAGUGUUGUUGGCCCUUUAUUAGGAGGAGUACUUGCAGAAAAGGCUAGCUGGAGGUGGAUUUUUUAUUUGAAUUUACCUCUUGGCGGAGCCUCAGCAUUUAUCCUCUCACUUUCGCUCAAACGACUGCCACCCAGUGCUGGUGGGCAGAACUUGACUGUUGCCAUGACGGUCAAGCGACUAGAUCUGGUGGGCACCUUCACCUUUAUUGCCAGCAUAGCUUGUCUUCUCACAGCAUUGCAGUAUGGUGGAACAACAGCUCCAUGGUCGUCUGGUCUCGUUGUUGCCCUAUUAACGAUAUUCUCAAUACUGUUGGCUACAUUUAUCCUAGCUCAGGUUCUACAGAAGGACGAAAAUGCAACGAUCCCAACGCAUAUUGCGAAAAAUAGAAACGUGGCAUUUGGGGCCUUUUUUGCGAUCUGUCAAGGCGGUGCUUUCAAUAUCUUUAUCUUUUAUCUCCCACUAUACUUCCAGGUUAUAAAAGGCGCCAAUCCGAUCAGGUCCGGUAUAAAUUAUUUACCACUAAUCUUGGUUAAUACCAUUGGUAUUAUUAUAUCCGGUCUUCUCACUACUAAACUUGGCUAUUACAUGCCCUGGAUUUGGUUCUCUAGCAUGACGAUGCCCAUUGGAGCCGGCCUCCUGACAACGUUAACUGUUGAUUCAAACCCUAGCCAGUGGGUAGGAUACCAGCUCGUAUUUGCUAUUGGUUCAGGGUUUGGCCUACAACAACCAUUUGUGACCGCACAGACUUCACUGCCGCUUGAAGAAGUGAGUACUGGUAUGGCGAUCAUGUUAUUCUCCCAACUGGGGGGAGGAGCAAUUUUUGUCCCUGUUGCACAGAGCGUUUUUCUCUCAGAGCUUGUGACUAGUGUGGGAAGGGCAGGAAUCCCAGGUUUAGAUCCUCAUCAAUUGAUCACACUGGGUGCGACCCAGUUCAAGCAAAUUAUUCCCCCAGCGGAUAUUCCGAAAGUGGUGUUAGCCUACAACAGUGGCCUUCAACAGGCAUAUAAAGUUGCACUCGUUUUGGCUUGCGUGUCUAUUAUUGGGCCUCUGGGUAUGAAAUGGGUUUCGCUGAAACCAGCCACCCAAAAGGAAAACCCAGGUAUAGCUGAUCUGGAUAAGGUGUAA
This is a messenger RNA of Trichophyton verrucosum HKI 0517, 1728 nucleotides long. RefSeq lists its product as uncharacterized. The coding region runs from base 1 to 1728 and encodes 575 amino acids. Gene Ontology annotation, molecular function: transmembrane transporter activity. Gene Ontology annotation, biological process: transmembrane transport. Lineage: Eukaryota; Fungi; Ascomycota; Eurotiomycetes; Onygenales; Arthrodermataceae. The transcript has a single exon. The record is from RefSeq and is a predicted model, not a curated record.